GGCAACCAGAAAUUCGUCAUUUGAAAAUUGAAGAAACACAAACAAGGCACCCAAAAAAAAUAUUCUUAUUUCUUUUGUUUAAUGCCAUUUCAUCAUAGAUUUAUAGAUAAAUUAGUAUGCAAGUGAUGUUACGUAUUCACAGCAGUAAGAAAGUUUGAAGCAGGUAUAAUAUCAUACAAUUUUCAAGUCACAACCCUGAAUCUGCGAAAAGGUUAAAACCAGCAUGCAUUUUACCUUGUACUACUUUCUGUUAUUCUGCAAUUUCUGCUACGUUACAUUCUAUUAGUGAACUAAAAGUAUAGGUCAUUCCACUUCUCAACAAGUUUAAAUUUUACAACAUACAACAGUUGCUUAGAGCAUAUUUGGACAGGUCACAAUGCGUCUUGUAAUCUUGGAUUCAUCAAAAGAAGUGUCUGAAUGGGCUGCCAAAUAUGUUAUGAAGAGCAUACACGAUUUCAAGCCCACUAAAGAUAGGUACUUUGUUCUUGGACUUCCGACAGGCAGCACCCCAUAUGGAAUGUACCAAAAGCUAAUAGAAUUCCACAAAGCAGGAAAGUUGUCUUUCAAAUAUGUAAAAACCUUCAAUAUGGAUGAAUAUGUAGGGCUUCCAAGGGACCAUCCAGAAAGUUACCAUUUUUAUAUGUGGAACAACUUUUUCAAACACAUUGAUAUUGAUCCUAAAAACGCUCAUCUUUUGGAUGGGAAUGCUCCAAAUCUAGUAAAAGAAUGUGAAAAUUAUGAAGAGGAAAUUAGCCAGGCUGGAGGAAUACAUCUUUUCAUUGGAGGAAUUGGUCCAGAUGGUCAUAUAGCAUUCAAUGAACCGGGUUCAUCUUUAGUAUCAAGAACAAGAGUGAAAAAUCUAGCACAAGAUACCUUAGAAGCAAAUGCUAGAUUUUUUGGUAAUGAUAUAAGUAAGGUUCCUAAGCAAGCUUUAACGGUUGGCGUUGGUACUGUGAUGGAUGCAAAACAGGUGAUGAUUUUGAUAACUGGUACAAACAAGGCUUUUGCUUUGUACAAGGCUGUGGAAGAGGGUAUUAACCAUAUGUGGACUGUAUCUGCAUUUCAGCAACACCCUCAAACAAUUAUGGUGUGUGAUGAGAACGCCACUUUGGAAUUGAGAGUUAAAACUGUAAAGUAUUUUAAGUACGACCUAAAGAAGAAAAUGAUCGUGAAUUGCUAUUACACAAGUUCACUCAAUAUGGUAUCAGGGGACCUCCGCUUCACCUAUUUGAAAGCUACUUAAGUAAUAAUAACAGCAACUCAAACAUAACCAAAUGUGAAAUUGGUGUCCCCCAGGGGUCUUUACGUAUGCGGCUUUAAAUAAUCUUUGACAACGAAUUCCAUAGCAGUCAGUAUGUUAUGUGCGCUGAUGAUGCGUCCAUUCUGGUAAAUGCAGAUCAUAACUACAUUAAAUUUAUAUAGAUCAGCUUCACUGGAGUUAACCCUAUACAUAAGUGGUUCCUCAAUAAUGGCCUAGUACUCAAUCAAAGUUAGUCAGUUAGUCUGACCAGGAUUAUAGUCUCUUAGUGAAAUCUAAUGGGGGUACCAUGAGUUUAUCUUCAAUCAAAUUGGGAUACUCAUGUUGAUUAUGUAAAGUAAAAAACUGACCCCUAUUGCAUACUGCAUCGAUAGACUAAGAUUCCUGCUUGAGAAAAACAUUGUAAUGAGAUAUUACUUUGCGUACGUUCAGUCAAUAAUCUCAUCUGGUAUAAUUGCCUGGGGUACUUGUGGUGAAGAAAAUCGAAUAUUUGUCUUGCUGGGAUGCAUUACAGAGCUAGCUGUAAGGAAUUAUUUGCGAAUCUAAAGUGUGUACGUAAAAGUAAAUUACAACAGCUUUCUUUAGCUCAAUCGUCAUGGCAAAUAUUCCAAAAGGAAUUCCCUGAUGUUAGAUAUUGCUGCUCACAAGUCUAGUCUAGUCGUAGGGACAUGGGUAUAAAACUAUAUAACAAAUUGCCUAACAGGAUCAAACAGGCGAACACAUACAAUUUUAAAAAAGAAAUUAAGGCACUGUUGCUGCGAUCAUACUUGGCAACAUAACUCGGACGAUAGAUGUUGUAACUGCUCGUCCAAAUACAGCAUAUAUGGUUGGGCAUCUUCUUGUCGAAUAUGUCAAUCAAUGACCUAUAAAAAACCCACAGGUUCUAACAUUUAUCUGCAUGUGCAACUUUGGUGUUUUUGCAUGCUUUGUAAUGGUGUUGAAUGUGUUGUGGUAACAGAACAUUGAAUAAUUGGUGUUCUGUUGAACAGGGGCUGAGCGAUAUUCAUCAGAAAUUGAUCGAAGAAGAUGAGCCAUUAGACAAAUAUACACUUAUUCAUUGAUUUUGGGACACGCAAGAAAUAUAUUAUGUUAUUAUCGAUUUCAAAUUCAUCCAAAGAAAUACAUAUUUUUUGAAUCAA
This is a messenger RNA of Acanthoscelides obtectus, 2397 nucleotides long. The record is from the annotation of a GenBank genome assembly. NCBI's taxonomy places the organism in Eukaryota, Metazoa, Arthropoda, Insecta, Coleoptera, Chrysomelidae.